AUGACGAUGUAUACUUACACGUGGAACAUUAAAGAUUUUCAAGAUCUCUUCAAGAGGUUGAAAGAAACAGACGACCAUUUUAGCGAAAGGUUUUAUUCACCGGUUUCAUCCUCGCCGUCAUUUUCGGACAAUCUGGCUUCUUCAUCGAAUGACCUAGAACAGCAGUACAUUUGGCGUUUUUCUGUUCGUCCACGCGGAGGAAAGAAUUCGAAAGAACACAUGUCAGCAUUCCUCUGGUCAUAUCAAUCAGAUUUCGAAAGAGAGAGGGGAUUAACUUCCAGGAAAAUUAGAUACAGCGUGGAUAUCUAUAGAUCCACACCAACCAACUCGUCAACCUCAAUACCAACCCUUGUAAAGCUGAAAACAAAAAGAGGUGUCGAGACGAAUACCUUCAACUUUUUCACCCACGAGUCAGCGUGGGGGAGUUCCGAAUUUUGUGCCUUCAGCGAAAUCUUUCCUAACAACGAACGAAAUCAAAAAGUUGAUCUGGUGGUGAAAGUUAAUUUCUUCGACCUUGCCCAAACAACUGCGAUUCCAAAUGACUCAAUUAACGAUGAUAUCACUGUAUGCAAACGUUAUACGCCAUCACUAGAUAAAUAUUUUGAUAAUGAAACGUACAGCGAUGUCGAAUUUUCAUUCGAUUGCGGAUCGAAACUUAAAGCAUCUCGUGUUGUUCUUGCCUCAAGGUCUGCUUAUUUUGAGAGCAUGUUUGAGGGCAGUUGGAAAGAAUCCAAACUCUUCACAAUUCCCAUCGAGAGCGUUAAAUACGAAUGUUUUAAGUUGUUAAUAAGGUUUAUAUAUACCGGUAGAUUGGCCAAUGGACUAGAUUUUGAUAUCCUAUUGAAUCUAUACGUUGAAGCGGAGAUAAGGGGCAUCGAAGAGUUGAGGGAUUUGGUGUCCUCUCAGAUUAUUCGCCACCACCAGAUCUCAUCGGAAAAUUGGGAGCAAUAUUUGAUUUUGGGAUGGAAGACCUCCAAUAAAAAGCUAAAAGAAGUGGGCCUGAAGUACGCGUGUGAUAACUGGGAUGCGGUAAAGAGUACUGUCGGAAUGCAACGAGUUUUGAGUAGCGGAGUUACCGAAUGGGUUGAAGAACUGAUGGCGGCAAAGUUUUUUGGCUACAAUUAA
Messenger RNA from Acaulospora colombiana, 1125 nucleotides. Lineage: Eukaryota; Fungi; Glomeromycota; Glomeromycetes; Diversisporales; Acaulosporaceae. The record is from the annotation of a GenBank genome assembly.